Molecule: messenger RNA, 5725 nt
Organism: Apis laboriosa (Himalayan honeybee)
Lineage: Eukaryota; Metazoa; Arthropoda; Insecta; Hymenoptera; Apidae
Gene: Gdap2
Product: protein GDAP2 homolog
Exons: 12
Coding region: 269-1804 (511 amino acids)
Source: RefSeq, a predicted model, not a curated record
GCACGAAUGCGACGAAAUACCCGAACGUCUUGGCGGGUUUUCGCUCGGAGCUGUGUUCACGAGACCAGCUCAGCAACGAGGAAACGAAGGUGACGUUUCUACGAGAAGGAAACAGUGAACGUUUAACUGUAAACGAGAAGAAUAAGGACCAGCAUCGAGGUGGUACUUGCACAUAGGAGACACCAACGCACGGAGAACCUGUCGAGCACCUGAAGUUGCAUUUUAGUCCAACUUUGGCCGCGCUGAUAGGCGGACGAUUCGCAGCUGAAUGAGGCUCAUGGAACCCUUGGGUGUUGCCCCGGAUGUGGUGGAGACGGGCGCAUUGAAAAAAUGGUCCGACUUUCCCGUCCAACAUCGAUUCACAGAUUACUCCAAUUCUAUUGGAGAACCAACUCAUCAUACCAUAAGUCCUUUUCCAUGUCAACCAACGCUUAACAACAAGCUUGCGUUAUGGACUGGGGAUAUUUCUAUUUUACAAGUGGAUGCAGUAGUAAAUUCCACAAAUGAAACAAUGGAUGAUAAUAGUCCUAUGUGCCAAAGAAUAUUUGUUCGAGCUGGAUCAGCACUUAAGAUGGAAAUAUUUAAUGAAAUCAAAGAAUGCAAAACUGGUGAAGUAAGAGUAACACAAGCUCAUGGUUUACCAGCACGCUUUAUUAUUCAUACUGUAGGACCAGUAUACAAUGUAAAGUAUCAAACAGCAGCUCAAAAUACAUUACAUUGCUGCUAUAGAAAUGUUUUACAAAAAGCACGAGAGCUUGGUUUACGCACGAUUGCGCUACCAGUAAUUAAUUCUGUACGAAGAAAUUAUCCUCCCGAUGCGGGAGCACAUAUUGCACUGAGAACAAUAAGAAGAUUUCUGGAGCAAUAUGGCGAUUCUGUUACAUGUAUUGUACUUGUAUUGGAACCGUGUGAUCUUGGAAUUUACGAAGUUCUUCUUCCACUCUAUUUCCCAAGAAAUUUAGCAGAGCAAGAUAACGCGUGUUGGCAACUACCGAACGAUAUAGGUGGAACGGAUGGAGAACCUUUACUUCCUGAUCGACAAAUUAGAAUUAUCGAUAAUCCUCAACAUGCUUUACAUGGUGAUGAAAGUGUAGAACUAUCUGCGCAAUUAGAAACAUCCGUGAAUAUUGGUGAACAUGCGUUUGCACAAAUGCAGGGUGAUUUAGAUCGACAAAGACUUCUUGGAGAAAGGCCACCUGCCGAUCCACUUGCAGAUAUCAUGCUGAAACAAAUGCAACAGAAAGAAAGGUACGAGAGGCUCCUCAGAAGAGCGAAGACAGAGGAUCUGUCGGAAGUUUCAGGAAUUGGCUGCCUCUAUCAAAGUGGAGUUGAUCGUCAGGGUCGACCAGUCGUUAUAUUCGUCGGCAAAUGGUUCCCUGCCACUAAAAUCAAUCUGGACAAGGCAUUACUAUAUCUAAUACAGUUGUUGGAUCCCAUUGUCAAAGGAGAUUACGUAAUCGCUUAUUUCCAUACGUUAACGACUAGCAACAAUUAUCCCAGUCUACAUUGGUUGCGCGAAGUAUACAACGUGCUUCCUUACAAAUAUAAGAAGAAUCUGAAACACUUUUACAUUAUUCAUCCGACUUUUUGGACCAAGAUGAUGACGUGGUGGUUCACGACGUUCAUGGCUCCAGCCAUCAAACAAAAGGUUCACAAUCUACCUGGAGUAGAAUAUCUUUAUGAAGUGAUGUCUCCUGAACAAUUGGAGAUCCCUGCUUACAUCACGGAAUAUGAUAUGACGAUAAACGGAAUGAGGUAUUACCAACCAGACCCAAUCUCUCCGUCGCCAUCGACGUCCACGUAACUCUCCGACCCGGCCUCCCAGCCUGCGAAGCACUGGACAGAACGAAGCAGUCGGAUCGAUCGUUCCACUCGAUAGUACGGUGUCUGUAACGACGCUCGUAAUGCCGUUUCCGCCAGCUCGACACGAUCACGUCGAUUCCGACGACUCCCAUCUGUCUCAGAAGAUGCGUUGCUUCGAUCGAUCAGAGACAGAAUCGGCUUCUCGAGAGCGGGAAAAAGUGCCUGGUGGUGACAGACGAGAGGCGACAAACGCUUGGAGGAUGAAGAAUAGUCGGGUGCUUGAUGCGACAAUUGAUCGAUCGUUGAAAAAUCAAGAAACCACUGCCCACCUGUUUCUUUCAUCAAUCAUCAAUUGUCUGGAGGAAAGGGAAAGAGAUUUCUUCCUUGUCCACCUACGAGGGAAGUUUCUUACGUUGUGUGUCGACGUUGGACGCGAUGUCGCGUAACGCAGAAUUGCGAAGAGGAUCGAUCGGGAGAAGGAUGAGGAGAUUGUUAUUUCGCGUGCUGCGCGGAUAUCGGCUGCCAAAACACCAAUAAUCAGUAUUCUCGUCUUCGUUGUUACGACGGAGCGUGGGAUCUUGUUGUUCUUAAAUAAAUAGCUAGCUAUUCGAUUCGGAUUUAGAGGGAUGAGAGGGGAUGAAGAAUUAAAAUGACGGCUUAAUAAUAAUGUCGAUCGCUUUUUUGUUAUUUUCUUAUCCGUCGUUGUAUAGCGAAUUAUAUAAUCGUCUAUUCGAUUAUUGUAUUUUAUUAUGUCACGUCGAUGAUGAACGGAGUCGCGGUCGUUGGCGUGCAGUAUUUUUCGAUAAAAAAAGAAAAAAGAAAGAGACAAAGAAAUAAAGAAAAAUGGAUUAAAAAAGAUGAAGAAUAUUAUCGUUACGACUAAUGUACUCGGCUAACGAGAAAUAAUAAUAAUAGAGAGUGGCUGGUUCCUUCCGUGGCGCUACAGCUUCGGUUCAUUAACGUGGAUCCGCUUAAUCCAACGUGUUAGAACUGAUUAACGUUAAGUACUCGUUAUGUACAUAAUAUAAAUACAUAUACAUAUAUAUAUACAUAUAUAUAUAUAUAUAUAUGUGUAUAGCUUCAAAUUUAAUGAUGAAUCAAAGGAUGUUAUUUUCAAGUUGUUCCAUUGAGAUUGAGAAGAAUUGCAAAUACAUUCGAUCGAUUCAUCAUCGAAACGAUAAAUCCCAGAGAAAUUCAAUGGCUAAGUGCCGAGGUCGUACUCGCGAUUUAACUAUAGAUUAGAUGAAGCAAUAAACAUUAAGAGCUUUCUCGCAAUCUGUAUACAUACAUAUGUACGUGUAUAUACACAUGUAUGUAUAUAUCUCGUGGGACAGAAUCGUUAUACUCGUUGUUAAGCAUUUUUAGGCGAAAAAAAUAAAGUGUGACGAUAUCGCGUUCGUAGAUCAUUAUUCAAUUAGCCCAUUCCUCUCGGAUUUUCUUCGCGUCAUUUCAUUCUCGUCAAAGUUAAUUCGAAUCAAAAUCAUCCAAAAAUCUAGUCUAAUCCUUGACGGCUUUUGGUUGAUUAACUAACCAAGAACAAUGGGUUAAUUGAUCGUAUCAUGUAUCUAUAUAUUAUAAUUUUACAUUUAUUAUUAACCCCCAAAUAACCCGAGUAUGCUUGAUCGUUGAGAUAUCUUUUUAUUACUUUUUACUUGUAUUUGGGUGAUGUUCAUUGACGUUAGAAUAGCGUUAGAGAAUAGCGUUUCGUUGAAACAAAUGUGUGGAAUGAAAGGGUAUAAUCGUUUAUCUCAUUCGGAAGAUCGUUUUAUUUACUCGGCAUUUUUUCUUCCAUGAUAAAAAAAAUCACAUAGGAAAAUAUUCGUAUCCUAUUGGAUGCAUUUUAUUUUAUUAUUCGAAUUUUUUACUUUCAAUGCUUACCAAAAAAUUGCAUUUUUUUUAUCUAUCAAAGUAUCAUCUUUGUUGUCCAUUUUUUUUUGUAUUCUCCUCGAUUGAUUGUUCUUUAAUAUUUCUACGAAGAAUUACGAGAUACCAAUGGAAACUAAGAAAUAAUUAUCUUCUAUCAAGUUUCAAGUUUACCUCUUUUUAAAUUACAGGACACAAGUGACUUGAGCGUGAUAUGAAAUCUUAAGUCACUCGUGGUCGAUCGGCCGUGCACGUGACAAUUAUUUUCGACGUUUUACGUUGAACGACCUCACUGUCCGUCCCUGACAAUCGUUUAUAGUAAGUAGCCAAUCGUCUCGCAACGCGUCGUCCAAACAUCCUUCUCACCGUUUGUUGAAAAUGAAAAAAUAGCUUAUCGAUUGUUGGAGUACAGUUUGGACGAUCGAACGUUGCCAUUGUCGCGAUCGUGUAACCGUGUUGGUGCAGCGUUUGUGAAUGUCGUAGAUAAGGCAAAGAUUUGUGACAAUAUUCAAUUAAUGCGUGCUUAGCGGGGGCUGAGAUACUAUCCGGAUCUAUUUCAAAGUCCUAAUCUGAUUUUAAUUAGACAACGAUAAAACAAAUAAUUUUACAAUAUUUAAUGUUCAAAACAAUGUAGAUUGAUGAAUUAAAAAUUCUAGCGUGGAUAUUAAUUGUAAAAAAAUAAGAGAUCUGGAUGCCUAAGAUUCAUGAAAUAAAAAAAGAAAAGUAAUAGAAAUUUAUAGCCCUCAUCCUCUUAGAAUUCUUUAUGAAGAAAUAUCUUGAGAGGAAGAAUAUGAGCUACAAAUGUUGAACUGCAUAGGACUUUAAAAUAGACAACCGAACAUUAGGCUUUACGCUUAUAGAAGAUAAUCUAUGGCUUAGAUUUAAAAAAAAAAAAAAAGAGAGAGAGAGAGAGAAGAAGAAGAAAUUAAAUCGAAACCCGUUGUUCCCUCGCUUUUAAGAGCUACGAAACGAAAAACGGCCAAAUCGAAUGAUGAAGAGCUUGUAAAACUGUGUGUGACGGUAGUGUUUUGUCCAUCUUAGGAUCCUGAGACGUUUAUUUUCCGAACUUUUAUGAUCGUGCACAGUCAUAGGCGUCGGGAUCGAUGCCGUAUCACGUCUCACAAUAAUAUAUUUCCAAUUGUAAUUCGUUAAACAAGUGAUUAAAGAAUUGAAUCGAGGCAAAAUAGAGAAACAAAUACAAAAGUGAAAAUUUAUUAUAAGAAUUUUCGUUGAAAAAAGAAAUUGAGUUUAAAAUGUAUAAAAUUAUUUUUAAGAAAAUUUGUUGUAUAUUUUAUUAUUAGAAAAAAAAGAAAAGAGAAAAGUAAUAUUUUCGGAAGAGGAAAAAUUAUUCUCACUAGUUUUUCAUCUAUUUUUUUUUAUCACAGAAUCAAAAUUUCGAUACGAUAAAUCAUCGCGUAGAUCAAUUAACGAGACAAAUUAGAAGCGAUAUUGUUCUAUUAAUCGUGCUGAAAUUAAUUGUUAACCGCGUUUCCAUUAAUCGCAAAAUUUUGCUAUUAUUAGGAUUAAUCGUUGAACGCAUUAUUAAAGCUGAAUUUUAUAUGAGAAAAAGUAUAUAUAUAUACAUAAAUGUAUAACCUAAUUCUUUUAUCGUUCUUUGGAAAAAUGGCGGAUUCAUAAUUUUCAUUCGAUGCAUUCAUAAUUUCAAUCGAUUUACACGCGAUUUCUUGCGAAUUUCUAUUUAUCCGUAAUUCCUUCUUUCGAGAAUCGUCGAAAUCUCGAUUAAGGGGACGAAUAUGUUUUACGUUUUUCUUUUUCUAAACAAAGAUUUUUUACCAAACGUGAAAUCUCAACCCGGUGAGAGACGAGAUCGGAAGCUUCGGAAAUUAUACGUGCAUUAUUGUAUGUAUACGUUGUAUACGCGUAUUACGAUAUACUGGUUAACCUAAUUAUAAUUGUUGUCGCGAUGGUAAUAGAUUCUAAUUAAUCAAGGUAUAUAUUUUUCUCUCGGUGCCGAUGCACGGCCUCUAACAGGUGCACACCUUGCCCUUUCAUCUGUUUUUUUAUAGAUCGAGCAAUAAAACUUAUUGUUUCAACAGAA